Messenger RNA from Trichoderma aggressivum f. europaeum, 5583 nucleotides. RefSeq lists its product as uncharacterized. The coding region runs from base 1 to 5583 and encodes 1860 amino acids. Lineage: Eukaryota; Fungi; Ascomycota; Sordariomycetes; Hypocreales; Hypocreaceae. Gene Ontology annotation, molecular function: protein binding; zinc ion binding. The transcript has 8 exons. The record is from RefSeq and is a predicted model, not a curated record.
AUGGAGACCAGUGAAAAUGAUCAGUCGGUUCGAGAUCGUCCCAUCAAGUUUGGGGAAGGCUACCAUCUAGAAAACAUCACCUUGACCACUCUUGUGGAUUCUACUCAACGGGAGUCUGACACAGACAAGUCUCCAGAUAUCGACGUUGUCCAUGUUAUGGUGCUUGGUCAAGCGGAAGAACGGCUCAAGCUCGAGACCCUUCUUCUAGAGUCAGUGGCUUCCAGACGAAGAGAAUUUGUCUUCCGGUGCGAUAUAGCGAGCUUACUGGCUGGCGAACUGACGGGCCAAUUUAUUGAUGGCCUUGCCCGACAAUUGCUGGAAAAUCUGCCUUCGAGAAGAGCGUUGGUGUUUGUUGCUUACGACUUGGGAGAUUUAAUUGUCAAAAAGGCCAUCUGCAUUGCUGGCGCAGACGAGGAACAAUACCCAGGAAUCUUUACGGGCACCGCGCGGUUUAUAUUUGAUCAAGGCACCGCGACAAUAGGGGUGCCAAACGAGAUAAUAGUUGAAGAACAAACGCAGAAAGACAAAGAGCCGUUUCCGGAUUUACGCAACACAGUUUGUUCCAACAUCAAGGCCUGGCUCCCUCAUGCGUCUUGGAUUCCCUUUCAGCAAUCCCUUUUAGCAGUAACUUCGGCACAUCGUCCGUUGUCGUCAACAUGUCUUGACGAUUCACACCCGGUAUUUAAGAGCGCUGAACACGAAACAUGGAUGACAUCUGCCGGUGUGCGCAUACUACAUGUUUCUGGCGACAAUCAUAACGGGGUGACGGAAGUUGCCGAACAGGUAUUUCUUGACUGGAGGCUCAAACAGAGAAAGAAUCGGAAGGAAGGAGUAGUAUUUUUACCCAUUUCGUUUGUUUUCUCUGCCCGUGACCCAACACGCCGCUCAAUAAAGGACGUGAUCAGCUUGCUCCUGGUCUCAUAUCUUUCCGGUAUCGCAAUUGCGAAAGGCGACCCAUUGGCUGGCGCCAUAAGAGAUCAGUUGGUGCUUCAACACGCAUGGACGGAGACGGAUCUCUUCAAACUUUUGGCAAUAUUUUCUCGAGAGUUUAUGGGCUUCAAUCUGGUUCUUCUGCUCCAGGAUAUCGACGAAUGCGAUAAACACAGUCGAGAUGCGUUCUGGGCUGUGUUGAGCGCCUACGCGACCGCGAGUGAAACGCGAUUCAAAGUGGUGGUCACAUGCAGGAAAUCCCUUGAUCUUCAUGAUGAACUACGCCAUUGGCCAGAUAUCCCAAUCGAUACAUGGAUCCUUCCGGAUAAUAAGGGCGACUCGAACGAGGAUGCUGCAGAUGAUUACGAGUAUGACCUGAUUUCUACCUUGUGUCCCUGUGGGCACGGCAAGACUGAAGUUAGAGAGAAGCUGGAAGAGCUUAGGCCUAUGGAGAAACACAACCGAGACAUGAUUCUAAAACUGAUAGGGGAAAUUACGAACUGGCCUCAAGAGCUCUCGCCCAAGGCAUUUCACGAGUUUUCUUCUCACCUCGGGGCUGUUACCUUGGCCACCACACCAGCUGAUAUUCUGAGAAAUGCCCUACGAAACGUUGCUGAUCAGGAAGGCCUCAGCUGGAUUUUGAAAUGGCUCUUUAUGGGACAACGACCCCUAAGCUACCAUGAACUGGCAAUGAUGCUGUACUACUACAAACGUGGAGAAGCUCAGAGUUUCCAGGAGCCUUCUCCUAUGGAGUUAGAAGACUAUCUGUCACAAAUUCGGCUAUGGCUUCGCGGCAUCGCAGAGUCCGUCAGCGGGCAGGUCCGUGUCAAGGAAGAAAUACGGGAUUACCUGCAGAAUGAGUUGAGUGAUGUUUGGGCAGAAUCAACAUCGCCCGACGCCAUCACGACUUUUUUACUCAAUUACUUGAACGCACCCAAUAUUCAGCAACGUCUAGAAGCCAUGAACAGAGAGUAUCAGUCUCGCGUUCAGCGGUCUGAUGAUGCUAUUACGCCGCCGCUCAUCUCGGAUGGACAAGACAUUAUAUACUAUGCUAUUCAGGCUCUCCCUUACCAUCUAUCCGAGAAUCCCGUCAUCUUGAAAAGUAUCAAAGAUGAAUUACUGGCUAGCGACGGAAAAUUGGCAACAUGGUCAAAGGCAUAUUGGGCAAUGAGCAAUUCGUUCUCCCGUCCCGAAUCUGGAGCGUCAAAUUCGCCAUGUGAAACACUUCUUGCGCUGGGAAAUCUGAAACCGGAAGCCGUUACUAUCCUUGAGGAGAUGCAACAUUCAUCACUCUCAUCUACAAAUGGCAGUAGCCGCGAGAAGAAUAGCUCACCGAAUUCAUCAGACCUAGACUCUCUAUCCAAGGCGAUUAGAGAAGCAAAUGAGGAUGUAGCGGUGUCUAUUGCGGAGGAGCUGAUUUCCGCAUCCAAAGGCCAGGAUCAAGACUACGAACAUAUUGCCGCUUCAAAGUAUAGCUCAAAAAUACCCUGGCCGUCGUGGUUUCUAUGGAGAGCAGUAUAUCUUAACAUGGUCCGAUUAGUUACGUUACUCGUGAACGACGGCAUGGAUCCAGAUCCAACUGAUGGAGGCCCCGAGUUCUUUCCAUCUCCGCUCUACAUGGCCGCCCGUCUAUGCCACGAUCAAAUAAUAGACGUACUGAUAGAGCACGGGGCUAAUCUCCAUGUGAAGAGACUGGACAAAUACAAGGCAGUACAGACUGCUACUUCCAAUGGUAGUAUGCAUGGCGUCAAAGUUAUGAUAGCCAAAGACGGCUCGCUUUUGGAGAGUCAAGAACCGGAAACACCACUCUAUUUCGCCGCCCUCGAGGGUGGCUGGACCAUGGCAAAGAUGCUAUUAGAUCUCGGAGCCGAUCCAAACUCGGGCCUAGGGGAGAGACCAAACUAUAGGUGGGCUCCUCUUGUCGUUGCCGUAGAGUCGAACCAUCUCAAGACAGUGAAGAUUCUGCUCGAAAACAAGGCAGAUCCUAACAUUUGCGGACCAAACAAUCUGGACACUCCACUCUGGUUUGCAGCCAUCAAGGCAGCGAGUCCAGACAUGGUUCGCCUCCUCCUCGAACACGGCGCAGAUCCCAAUCACGAGCUGCUAGAUCCGCCGUUACCUAUAGAAUUGAUAAGAUCAUCGGUAUCGGCCAAGGAUAAGCUUGCUAUAUUCGAAGUUCUCGUCAAGAACUCGCCCCCAGUUCGGGUCAAUGCAACUGACUCGGAGGGUAUGACACCGCUUCUCUACGCCGCAGAGGCGGGAGAGUUGUCUCUCGUGACAUGGCUUCUAGAGCACGAGGCAGAUAUUAACGCUACAGACACCUCUAGUCGCAGCGUACUCUGGUAUGCCGUUAAAAAUUUGCGUGUAGAGGUAGUCCGUGAGCUGCUGAAUUGGAAGCCUCAACUAAAUAACUUGACCGUAACCGGACAGCCGCUUGUCGAAAUCGCAAUAGAGGAUGUCGGCAUUAUGCGAAUGCUGCUAGAUGCGGGUAUCGACAUGGAGUUGCCAAACUACAACAAUCACACAGUCCUCAAUAUCGCCGUUGAUUGGAAGAAGAGGGAUGUUGUGAGGCUCUUGGUUGAGAGAAAGGCGAACAUGUACCACCAGGGCAACGGCGGCUGGAAUGCCAUUACGAUUGCAACCUGGAGUACUGCAGACCCAGAGAUUCUGCGGAUCCUGGCAGAAGGUGGUGCAAAUCUUAAUGAUGCUCAUCCGGAUACUGGAAGCACUCCCCUGCACUUCGCCACGGCCAACGACGUAGAGCUCGCCAAGGUAAUUCUAGAAUAUCGCAAGAGCGUUGAUCUGGAGAAGCGCAACAACUACGGCAGAACACCUCUUUUGUACGCCUGUGGAGAGGACAACGCCGACUGCGUCAAGCUCCUCGUCCGAGCUGGAGCCGAUGUCAAUGCGGAAGAUCAAUGGGGCUGGACAGUCCUAUCACUUGCUUCGAGACGCGCGCUCAAGGCCGAUGUCACUGACCUGCUCCUCGCACAGCCAGAUCUCAAAAUAGACGCCGAAGGGAGCACCAAAGGGACGGCGCUGAUGGUAUCGUGCCGCUCGUUGAACCGCGAGAUGGUAACCAAACUCCUUGCUCACGGGGCUGAUGCGAACGUAUCAGUCAAGGAGCUCUCCUACAACAACACGGCGAUAAAGUCUGCAUGCAUUCCCUGGAAGGAACUGUAUACUGAGAAGAAAGACGAGAUGGAUGGAAUCAUUUCCGAGUUAAUCGCCAAUGGAGCUGACGUCAACGCCGUGGGAGGAUGCAACAUCUACAACGCCAUUUGUGCAGCUGCUUUUGGAGGCUCUGCCAGCACCAUCAACCUUCUUCUCGAUAAAGGGGCUUCCGCACAGGACCCUGAUCCUCUAGGCCGCCUCCCAAUCCACUAUGCCGCCGCGAAUGGGGUCAAAAACUUUGAGGCAAUAGCCCUCGUCCACAAGGGGGAUAUUUUGGUCUGCGACCGCGCCGGCAAGAAUGCUCUACACUGGGCCGCCCAGUUUGGAAAUGUGAAGACGAUUGAAGCUAUCCUGGAUCUUUUAGAUUCUUCGCCAAACAAGAGAAAGGAAUACGUCAAUCAAGCUGAUAUCGAUGGCUGGACGCCGCUUUGCUGGGCCACACGCCCUGUUGUCGAACGCCUCGGCCCUGACUCGGAAUCUGAGCCCCGUGAUUAUGUCAAAACUGUAAAGUUUCUUAUUGAACAAGGAGCCGAUCUUUCAGUCAAGUUUACCAUGGGAACGGGCAAAAAUGCCGAGACGUUUACUCCGGUGCAAAUGGCCAGGCUCUGUGGCACUGCCGUUGCCAGCGAGAUCAUUGACAUGUUGGAUAUCAGCCUCGAUGACAGUUCGACAAAUGGUACAGCUGGGAAAGGUAUCGACGCCAACAAGCAGAACAAAAGAUACAAGUCAAAUACAGCGUAUUGCGACAUAUGUCUCAACGCAAUUUUUGGUCAUUCAUACCAGUGCCAGACGUGUCCCGACUUUGAUACCUGCAAGAAAUGCUACGGCAGAAUAGAUAUCUUUCACAACGAUGUCAGCCUUGAUGAUGAGAAGCAGCACUCGUUUGCGUUUCGGAAAGAUUACGAAGAAGAAUUUGAAGACCUUCCGGCACCAGAGUCACCUGACCCUGACAAUGGGAACCAAGAGGAUUCGGGGGGGAAAGCGGCGGAACUAUCUGAUGAUGAUGAGUUACAGAAGAAUGAAGACGACGAGACGGAUGAGCUGGGUCUUGGGAGUUUGGAUGACUUGGAUGAGUUGGAGGUUGCGGAGGAUGAUACCCGCGUCACCGCAAAAUACUCCAUCAAGCCCGUCAAAACCCGCAAAGCAGACCCCAGCUCCGCCGACGAAUCCUCCUCCCCCUCGGAUCCCAAACCCCCCCGCGGCAGCCUCGUCCUCAAGACCUACGACCCCGUCAGCGGCGUCGCCCUCAAGUACCGCACCACAAAGGCCGCAGAGGUCACGCGCCUCAUGUACGCCGCCAUGGGCCGCCUGGGCAGGGCGCAGGCCGGCGUGCAGGACGUUCCCGAGGAGACGAUGCAGGACGCUGAUGCCGUCGAGACGCCCCAGGGAGAGCAGACGCCGCAGCAGACACCGCAGCAGCAGCAGGGUGCGGCUGGAGGUGGUGGGGGCGGGAAGAAGAAGAAGAAGGGCAAGAAGUGA